Messenger RNA from Helianthus annuus (common sunflower), 3201 nucleotides. Its product is annotated as protein ALTERED PHOSPHATE STARVATION RESPONSE 1. The coding region runs from base 1055 to 2971 and encodes 638 amino acids. Lineage: Eukaryota; Viridiplantae; Streptophyta; Magnoliopsida; Asterales; Asteraceae. The transcript has 4 exons. The record is from RefSeq and is a predicted model, not a curated record.
AACAAGUGCCGUUCAUUACUUGACUUGCCACCCUAAGAUCCCCUGAUCUUCUCUUAUUGUUUCUUCAAGGCCCUCCUGACCAUUAAACAAUGUGGGGAACAAUGAUGAAUCAUCGCUGCCAUCUUGCGUACCAUUCUUAAAAGCAUCUUCAAGUUCUGCACUUGGAUACACAAAUUUUCUUCCACGGGUCCAGGAAUACGGCUUUGACAAUGAUAUAGCAUCUUUGAAUUUUGGUCGUUCGAUAUGGUUGUUUUAUUAUCCGGUCUUCUCCCAAAUCUAAAGUUAGAGACGUCUGUGUUAUCUAUCAAGUUGUUUUUAUUUAUUUGUCAUAUUUGUGCUAUAUUUAACUAAUGACUUGAAGGAAGAAUAACCUCAAGUUUAUGUUUGGUUUAUUAUUGCUUACAUUUUAACAUCCUUAACACAUGUUGGAUGGUGUAUAUCAUCCCUGUACAUGUACAUGUUACAUAUAACAUCUGGCUAUCAAUUGCAGCACACGAGUUUCAAAUGAAUUAGGGGCUACAUGACUUGCAGCUGCCCGUUUGGCUGUCAGUGUGGUGGUUGUAAUCGUGAUUUCGGAGAGCUUGAUAGUUGGUAGCUUUUUUUAUUUGUAAAGACUAUCGUAUUUUAUAUUAUGUGUUUUUAAAUUUCUAAUGACGAUUUUCUUUUCAUUAUUGUGUCGUACUUUUAUUAUGUGAUGAACAUAAGAACCUUACCCGAUCCGAACUGUCGAACCGACCCGAAAUUUUUUAUAUUUAGUCAUAUGAAAUUGGAGUAUCUAAAAAAGUGAACCCAGUGGAAAAAAUUCCUGGAUCCGCCACUGCGUGUCAUAUCCCUAAAAUUAAAUAUUAUGACUCAAUAUACAAAACAAAACACCAUUACUAUUACAAUGUCAUAAAAGAGGAAAAAAAAUAAAUCAUGGGUGCUAUGAUGUUUGUCAUUUUCUCAGUAAACGAGUCUGGUGGGUGCAUUUAGCUUUUCAUUCGUAAAUGUUUGUCUUCACCCCACAAAAUUAUCACCAAUCCACCUCCAUCACCAUCCAACAACCAAUCCCCACAUGGGCUGUGCGGCGUCCUUUCGAAAAUCCACCUCCGCCAACCAAGACGACGACGUAAUGGUGUCGGUCUGUCGGGACCGGAAACGGUUAAUCAAAUCCGCCGUAGACCGCCGGUACGCACUCGCCGGAGCACACUGUAAGUACAACCAGUCACUCUACGCCGUCGCAUUGGCCCUACGGUUGUUUGUUUCCCGCCAUUCCGGUUGUUCUACUUCACGGUUUUUACUCACGUUCCCUGCCACCUCACCUGAUGUUACGGUGCACCGUCACCACACAGGAUCCAAACCCCUUGGACAAGAAGAUGAAGAGACUGAGGAGGAUUCCGACGGUGAAGUUUGCGAGCAUUUCUAUGAUGAUGGUGGUGAUAAUAAUAAUAAUAAGGUGGGGCCCACGGUAGAUGUAGUGACGUCACGUGAUCAGCAAAAUCAAGAAAAUGAGAAUGAAUUUGGUGUGUGGGAUUUUUUUAAUUAUCCGUUUGAUAGUCUUGGGGUCAAUAAUGGUGGUGGGUGUGAGGGUGGACGGAAGGUGACGGAGGAGGAGGACGGUGGUGGGAAGGUGGCGGUGACGGGGGGUGAUGGUAAAGUGACGGAGGGGGUGUCACCGACAAAUGAUGAGAGGGAACUAUUGGAGGCACUGAAAGAUGUGGAGGAUUAUUUUCUAAAAGCUUAUGAUUGUGGUGUGGAAUUCUCUAAAAUGCUUGAAUUCAACCAUGUGGGUCCUCUUGAUACAAAAGCAGAAAGCUCCGAGAAGUAUAUUCCGGCAAUAACGUGGCAUAAAUCAACGAUAACGCGGUCACCGUCGUGUAGAAGCCUCCUCUCUAGCAGCUCUCGGACUUCAUCCACCAUGACUGGAAUCAAUGUCAACGGUGAUCUGUUUGAUGAGACUGGAGGGAUGGAGUCCGGCAGCCAUUUAUCCACAUUAGGAAGGUUAUACGCUUGGGAAAAGAAGCUCUAUGAUGAAGUCAAGGCUGGUAAUGAAAUGAAAAAGAUAUAUGAACGGAAAUCCUCACAAUUAAGCUCCGAGAAAGCUAGAAACAAGCAAGAACUUGAAGAUCAAGUCAACGAUAUAUACUCAAGAAUACUGGUCAACCUAAAGAUCUGUGAUUCCAUCUCUAAACGAAUCGAGAAGGUGCGAGACGACGAGCUUCUGCCACAGAUCGUCGAGUUGCUACGUGGGCUAACAAAAUCUUGGAAAGCAAUGAUGGAAUCACAUAAAGCGCAAAGUCGAAUAAUGUUCGAGGUUAAAUCAUUCCCGUGUGCGGAUCCUACUAACGACAAGUCUCGACAUCUUGCGACUCUUCAACUCGAGGCGGAAAUCCAAAACUGGCAAGUGUGUUUUUCGGGUUACAUUUCCUCCUUGGAAGCAUAUGUAGAAGCUUUGACGCAUUGGGCGUACAGAACAACAGCCGGGGACUCGGAUGUCAACACUACGUCACUUGUUUUCGCCAUUUGUCGUGAUUGGUCAACCGUUAUAAAGAAUUUGCCUGAUCAAGCUGUGACAUUUGCCAUGAAACGGUUCGCCAAAGAUCUGAGAACCCUGUGGGCCCACCAAGAAACCGAGCAUCAACAAAAGCGGAAGGUUGACCGGCUAGUUGCUGAGUCAGCGAAACGAGUGGCUGGUUUGGAGAGGGAAGAGAGGAAUGUAGUCAAUUAUAAGUCAAUGAAUGUGAAAAACAAAGUGGAUGUUUUGGUUGAGAAAAAGGCUCAAUUGGAUGUUUUUACAAAGAUGGUUGAAAUCGAAAAGGCGAAACACAAAGCUUGUGUUGAAGAAACACGUCGAAUCGUGUUGGUGGGAUUUCAAACCGGGUUUUCUUCGGUUUUCGAUUCGUUAACGGAGUUUUCUAAGGUUUGCGUGAGGAAGUACAACGACGUUGCGCAAAACGCGACAUUGGAACCUAAUCUGGUUCGAGGAAUUUGAGGUUGUUUGUAGAACAUGUCGAUUGUUGCUCGGAUGUAUCCUGGGAUAAAAAUAAUAUGCAGGAUUCUAUUUACAGAUUUGAUGGGCUCGACCCCUCAAACUCUGCACAUGCGGAAGCCUUGUGCACGGGGUUUGCCCUUUUUAUUUACAGAUGCCUAAAUUCGAUAUGUUAUUAGUGACCAAACAAUAUAUGUCAUCAAUCCUACAUGAAAGUGUUCUAAUUUAUGAAA